Molecule: messenger RNA, 3582 nt
Organism: Abrus precatorius (Indian licorice)
Lineage: Eukaryota; Viridiplantae; Streptophyta; Magnoliopsida; Fabales; Fabaceae
Product: pentatricopeptide repeat-containing protein At1g55630-like
Exons: 2
Coding region: 378-1820 (480 amino acids)
Molecular function (GO): protein binding
Source: RefSeq, a predicted model, not a curated record
CCACCGGGUUAGGGUUUUGCAGAGUGACCCAUGUUGUUUUCUUCACAAUCACAAUUCAUAGUUGAGUCACACCUCACUCAAUGAAUUGGGGCUCCAUGUGAUGCCAUUUCUCGACGAGCACAACAAUUUUUCGACUAAUACUCCAAAAUAUCGUCCCACACGGUGGACUAUUUUGCUUCGUCAUGUUUUUCUCGCUUCUCUUCUAGACUUAAUCCGUUUCGCGAACUUGGAUCGCUGAUUCGAUGGGUGUCCAUGAUCUCGCUAGCACAGUGGGGUUCUGGAAGCUUCCACUACAAGGAAGCACUGUUCUACCUUUGGCCAAAUCGUGGUUGUUGCGCAUUUCAGAGUUUCAGAGAUGACGGCUUCGAAUUCGAACCAUGAAUUCAAUAACCCUUUUAGCUCCAAGGAUGGUCCACAAGUUUUCCCAUUGUUUGGUUAUUUCGCGGAAAUUAUGUAACCAUCCGUUUGAUGGUGAUCGGUUUGAAUGUGUUGAGGAGCCUUUAAAAGAACUAGGUUCUGAUCAUGAUUCCACUGUGGAUGAAAGGAUCCAUUUGAAUGAGGAUUGGAGCUGUAACCCAAAGCAGUUUUCACUUAGAAAAGGGUUCUUAGAAACUGUUAGGUUAGAUGCUAAGAGGGUCCUUGGGGUUCUUCGGCAAGACAGUCCUGGCCUUGAUGCCAGGUUGGUUUUAGAUGAGUUGCAUAUAAGGCCAUCAGGGCUUCUUGUGAGAGAGGUUCUCUUUGGAAUUUUGAAGAAAAUAGGUUGUGAAAAUAAGACUAGGUGUGCAAAGCUGGCAUACAAGUUUUUUGUGUGGUGUAGUCAGCGAGAGGGUUACCGCCACACUGCGAAUGCCUUUCACAUAGUUAUGAACAUAUAUGCUGAGUGUGAGGAGUUUAAGGCAAUGUGGAGGUUGGUUGAUGAGAUGAUUGAGAAAGGGAUUCCUGUCACUGCUCGUACUUUCAAUAUUUUGAUUCGUACUUGUGGUGAGGCAGGCUUGGCUAAGAAAUUGGUGGAGAGGUUCAUAAAAUCGAAGACCUUCAACUAUAGGCCUUUUAAGCACACCUAUAAUGCUAUUCUGCAUGGUCUUCUUGUUUUAAACCAGUACAAGUUGAUUGAAUGGGUUUAUCAACAGAUGUCGCUUGAUGGCUUUUCUUGUGAUAUUUUAACUUAUAAUAUUGUUAUGUAUGCCAAGUAUAGACUUGGAAAGUUGGAUCAGUUCCACAGACUGCUUGAUGAGAUGGGUAGAAAUGGAUUUUCUCCAGAUUUUCAUACCUUCAAUAUUCUUCUUCAUGUUCUUGGCAGAGGGGACAAACCGCUUGCAGCUCUUAAUCUUUUAAAUCACAUGAGAGAAAUGGGUAUAGAGCCAACUGUGCUUCAUUUCACCACAUUGAUAGAUGGACUCAGUAGAGCUGGAAAUCUGGAUGCGUGCAAAUAUUUUUUUGAUGAAAUGAUAAAGAAUGGAUGUAUACCAGAUGUGGUGGCUUACACUGUAAUGAUAACAGGAUAUGUAGUGGCCGGUGAGCUUGAGAAAGCACUGGCAAUGUAUCACGAGAUGAUUUCCAGAGAGCAAAUUCCAAAUGUUUUUACAUACAAUUCCAUAAUACGGGGAUUAUGUAUGGCAGGAAAAUUUGAUGAAGCGUGCUCAAUGCUCAAGGAAAUGGAGACCAAAGGUUGUAGUCCAAACUCUGUUGUCUAUGAUACAUUGGUGAGUAGUUUGCGUAAUGCUGGAAAGAGUGCUAAUGCUCAUGAAGUGAUAAGACAGAUGACAGAGAAGGGGAAGUAUGCCCACAUACUUUCAAGAUUCAAAGGGUAUAAGACAUAGUCGUAAGUUAAAUUUUCAUAUUGGAAAUGUUAACUCACGAGGCAUCAACUUUUGAUCUGGUGAACUGAGAGUCUCGGACCAAUUUCCUGCUGCUUGUUCAGCUGAUUAAAAGCUGGAGUAUUAAAGUAUGUGGUCCACCCUCCCCCUUCCCCUGAUAUAUAUUCCUUUUUUUUCCCCUUAUUUCUACACUCAGUAACUGACAUGUAAAUCUGUAUGCCCAUAUUUUUCAUUAUAUAUGAUCAAUAUUUCUUGUCCUUUUAUUUUAGGCUAUGCUUCUUUUAAUUCCUAUGUGCCUUCAUCUGUCAAAGAGCUUAUUUUAUCAAGACUAAGGUGCGUAAAUUGACUUUAUUUCUUGACCAUGUAAACAUUAUGUACUUUUGGUGGUAACUAUUGCCAUUUGGGCGUAAGCAAAUUAAACUAUAACUGGAGUUAUGUGAAUUAAUUUUUUGGCUUGUGCUAUAACUAUUUAUCUUAUAAGUGUAUCUAGGAUUUAUAACCUGGAUGAUUGACAAUCAAUUAAUUAACUUGGUACACUAGUUGUUUUUCAGCUUUUCGAACUAAUAGAUGAACCCCAGUUGCUCUGAAAAAAAGAAAGUAGUAGUGCAUUAGAUUUUAAAUCCAUCUUCCUGAUAGUUUGAAUUCACUGCCCAUAAAGUCGGUGGCAUUCUGUUGAGCUUAGAGUGUUGUUUAUAUAGUUUUUAGUGUGACCUUUGUUCUCAUCCCCAUCUUUUGAUAAUUGAAGUGAAAUUGAUGUCUUGCAUUCAUGAUUUUGAGAUUAAAUUUAUAAUUAAAAUCUCCUUUUAAUUUUUAAGUUGAAAGACAGUACCCUGGUUCAUUGGUGCAUUUCCACAAAUCCUGAGAAAGUAAUAGCAGCUUAAAAUAUUGCCAAGAGCCAAAGAUGUGGUAAUUUAUCAUGUUGCUUUCCGCAUACAUUCCUAAGUUGGUUGCUUUUCUGUGGCUUCAGAGACUGCCAUUGGUCUGCUGCCCCUUUCCAGAUGAAGGUUGAAAAGCAUAUUCCCUUUUACUGUCAGAGUGGGGGCUCCAAGUUCAAACAAUUAGGAUGCUAUGCAAUAUGCGGUAUUCACCUUGUAUGAGAUUGUUUUUGGCAGAUGCGUAGGCUGUGUUGGGCGCAUCGAAGUUUAUUGUAAAUGACAACUCUUCUUGGCCUAAAAAAUACCAUCAGAUAUAACCAAAUAGCAUUGAAGAUGAAUUACACAUUUGAUUCUCUUUUCGAAUGCCACUUUCUCAUGUGGUAAUUCAUGCUGCUUUCAUUUUUUACAACUAAUGUUGUGCAUCGAUUUCCAUCUUAUUUGUCUUUACAAAAUAAUCUUAGGUAGGAACCACAAAUACCUGAUUCAAUUUUUUUUUUUUAAGGUUUCCACCUCUUUAAUUUCGUGUACGCAGAUUUUUUAACUCAAACCCCUAAGGCUCUUUUUUCAUAUUUUGUUUUUCCUUUGUAACAAUUAUUUGGUUUGCUUUUGAAACUGCUCUCAUAAAAAUUAUAAUUUUGUUCUUGCAAUUAACGUUAUGCAGGACAGUUCAGCCCCAUAAGGGUUUAGGUACUUCAAUUUCUGCUCAUGUGAUUGGCAACUAAGAAUCCUGAGUGCAGUUUGUACACAUUCAUCAUCCAAGUCCAGGGGCUCGUGUAUCUUCCUGUAAUGAACAUGUGAUUGGUUUUAUACGUGUACUUUUAUAAUUGAUUGAAAUGGUUUUAUACCUACACGUACAAUCAAAUUACAAUAGCCUAAUAGGGCAAUUGAUC